UCCUUGCUGUCCAGCAUGGCCAGCGGAUUUGACGGCGUAGGCUUCACAUGUCUACCAAAGUUUGAGAUGCUGACAUUCAAUACACAGUCUAUGACGAACGCUAUGCAACUCCUGCCUGUUUGGCUCGAUCGUUUCAACCACCCUACCGGCUCUACUCUUGGAUUCUUCGGCGCAUCAACCGGCAUCGGCGGCGUCGUGGGCUUGGUCCUCCUGAGCUGGGUUGGCGAUAAGUUUGGUCGGAGGGCACCCACUGUGAUUGGUGCACUUUUGAUUGUCAUCGGCGCCCUCAUUCAAACUUGGGCCAGCGACCUGGGCAUGUUCAUUGGCGGCAAGAUCCUCCUUGGCUGCGGUGUCUCGACCGUACAGCUUGGUGCUCCGGUCCUGGUCGCAGAGCUCAGCCAUCCGAAGGAGCGAGCGACGGUCGGCACAUUCUACAAUACCUCUAUCUACCUUGGGUACGUCGUGGGUGCUUGGAUCACCUUUGGUGUUGCAAAGAUGAACAACCAAUGGCAGUGGAAGAUUCCGACCCUGCUCCAGAUCUUGCCAUCGGCUUAUCAGUUGGCUCUAAUCUGGUUCUGUCCGGAGUCGCCGCGCUGGCUCGUCGCUCAUGGUCACGAGGAGCGAGCCAAAGCGAUUCUAAUCAAGUAUCAUGGUAAUGGAGAUCCCGCCUCCCCACUCGUUGACAUCGAGUUCGCGGAGAUUAAGGAAGCAAUUGCUCGGGACGCGGAAGCCAACACCACCUGGCGUGAGGUUUUCAGGUCCAGGACGAACUGGAAACGCAUUGGGCUGUGCAUUUGCGUUGCAGUGUUUUCGCAAACGACUGGAAACCUCCUUGUCUCGAAUUACCUCUCCAGUAUUCUGAUUGAUACUGGCCUGAACUCGUCAUUCGACUCCACCUUGAUCAACGGCAUGGUAACUCUCUGGUCCUACAUUGUCACCCUUGCAGUCGCUGCUCUCAUUGAUCGCUUCCCGCGACGAACCUUCUUCCUCUUUGGAUCUGGUGGAACAAUGGUCGUUUUCAUCGUCUGGACGAUCUGUGCCCAGCAGUACAGCGAGCGAAACUCUGUCACCGCAGGCCGGGUCGUCAUUGCCUGCAUUUUCCUCUUCCAGACGUUCUACUCCAUCGCCUGGCUUAACAUGGUUGCGCUCUACCCACUUGAGAUUUGCCCGUACACUCUGCGAGCGAAAAUGUGGGCUUUGGUGUUGCUGGUGAUCUAUGCGGCGCAGAUCUUCGGCAAUUACGUCAAUCCUGUUGGAAUUGCUGCAGUGGGAUGGAAGUUCUAUAUAUACUACUGCGUCUGGGUCACGAUCAUCUUCUUCAUCGUUUAUUUCUGCUUCGUCGAAACGCAGGGUCCGACUUUGGAAGAGCUGGCGCUGAUCUUCGACGACGCAGCUGCUGGUGACAGGAAGGCAAGUGUCAACGGGUCGGAUGUUGGGCAUGAGAAGACUUCUGUGAAAGUGGUCGAGGAAUCUGCCAAGAUUGAGCAGUAUGAUCCCUAAGACAUCGAUAACACAGUGGAAGAGUCAAUGUCACGCAUGCCUCUGACGGUAAUGCUAGUACGUGAUAGACUCUGUCUAGGUUUUUGUAACAAAGAAGUAUAUAGGGAGCCAUUACUACUUAUCUGACAAACAAGAAUCGUUGUCGGCUGAUCAAGACAAACCCGAUCUACUACAGCGA
Messenger RNA from Baudoinia panamericana UAMH 10762, 1678 nucleotides. RefSeq lists its product as uncharacterized. Gene Ontology annotation, molecular function: carbohydrate:proton symporter activity. The transcript has a single exon. Lineage: Eukaryota; Fungi; Ascomycota; Dothideomycetes; Mycosphaerellales; Teratosphaeriaceae. The coding region runs from base 16 to 1500 and encodes 494 amino acids. The record is from RefSeq and is a predicted model, not a curated record. Gene Ontology annotation, biological process: transmembrane transport; carbohydrate transport. Gene Ontology annotation, cellular component: membrane.